Molecule: messenger RNA, 2977 nt
Organism: Phaeodactylum tricornutum CCAP 1055/1
Lineage: Eukaryota; Bacillariophyta; Bacillariophyceae; Surirellales; Neidiaceae
Exons: 5
Coding region: 37-2730 (897 amino acids)
Biological process (GO): endoplasmic reticulum to Golgi vesicle-mediated transport; intracellular protein transport; COPII-coated vesicle cargo loading
Cellular component (GO): COPII vesicle coat; endoplasmic reticulum exit site
Molecular function (GO): zinc ion binding; GTPase activator activity
Source: RefSeq, a predicted model, not a curated record
CACAUAGAUGCAAGGCAGAAAAGUACCGUGACGACCAUGGCAACUCCGGACCAAAUAUUGGCAGCUUCUCGCUACCGAGCGGGAGGUGGUGCUCUUUUUACGAGUUCCAAGUGCCCGCCGGGUCCAGGCCUUGAAAAUAGUUGCCAACUUCCUUUCGGGUUCAUCUACACUCCACUUUCUCCUCCCGAUAAUAUUCAAGUCGUGCCUAUCCACGACGAAAAUCUGCCGCCUGUAAUCUGCUUAACGUGCCUUUCGUACUUAAACUUGUACUGUGAUGUGGAUGAAACAACAGGCGUUUGGACGUGUGCUCUUUGUGGAUGCAAGAAUGCUGCGCCGCCGGAAAGCUUUCACAACGGAACGCUUUCCCCAAUAUUGAUAUCUCCCAUUGUAGAGUUUCGGCAGCCCAUUGCGGAGGCGCAUGAUCGUGUGAAUACCAUUUCGGUGGUGGUUGUGAUGGAUGCCAAUCUUCCACGAGCUGAGGCGCAGGCGGUAGGAUCGGCGUUGCAAGCUAUCCUUCCCGAAAUGGCCGACGCGAAAACACGAAUCAACCUUGGAUUUAUUGUUUUUUCUAAACAUGUGUCAAUUUACCAACUUAACUCAACCGGUGUUGCUUCCGCUGACAUAUUUUCAACCCAUGAAGGACUCACCGAGAAGCACUUGGAAUCAAGACAAUACCUCACCGAAAUCGGACAGGAUGGCAGCCUAGAAUGCAUGUGGCGAUGCCUGUCCGCUGUGUACGGAGUUGUGUUGGAUAAUGAGGAGGGAAGCGAAAUAAACGUUUCCAAGGGAAAGCAACUAUCUCGAUUGGAACAACUAAAACAACGCAAGGAGACACGAAUGCGUAAAGAGCUUGAGAGAGACGACGACGAUCCAGAUGUUGUAGUCAAGUCGCCUUGGGUGUUGGCGAAGGAAAACAGUGCAUCCAGGCACCCUUUGCGGUGUACAGGAGAAGCUAUACAGUGUGCCAUUGAUCUCGUCGCCUCGCCUUCCAAUGUCGAUUUGAUCGAGUCGAGAAUUUUGGUCUUUACUAACGGAUGUCCCAACUAUGGGGAUGGCAGUGUCGUUUACGACGAUAGAGACAUGACAACGACAGCACGAGCCCGUCCAACAGCAGAUGUGGUUGAUCCUCUCAAGCUGUCCGGGGCGGUGGAGUAUUUUAGCAUUAUCGCAAAGGCAGCCGUGGAAGGGGGUAUUGCCAUUGAUGUAUGUUGCUCUGGUGCGUCUGAGCUUUGCCUUCCAGUGUUCCAGGCGUUAGUCGAACCAAGCUCGGGCUAUGUUUUGCCUCACGAAACCUUUGCGGGACCGCAUCUGAAACACAAUAUGAACCACUUUCUGAAAGAAACAAAUAUGACAAUGGCAGCGUGUAGCGAAAGUCAGGCGGAAAAGUCGAAAAGCCUAGCGCCUUCUGGCUGUACAAUCGAUAUCCGUAUGCCAAGCUUUGUGAAUCCCACACACCUGGUUGGUCCGGGUGAGAUUCUUGAUGACUUCAAAGGUUUGUUGCUGAAUGAGCGUUCUGCUUUCGCCGCCGGAUGUAAGCUAGCCGCUCGUAUCGGAAUGAGAACAAAUCAUUUACCCCAGAAAGAUUUUGUUGACGACGCAGUGACCCGACUAUCAAUGGGAAGAAAAGAUCCGUUGUCAACUUUUUCCGUUAUGCUUGAGAUCAACAAUUUCUUCCAGAAAGACGCCUUUGCUUUCGUUCAGUGCAUUGCUCGUUUCGUCGACCGCAGAGGACAAAUUCUGAUAACGAGAGUGUUUUCACAUCGAAUUUCUAUUGCAAACGACGUCGGUGAGUUCUUGGAUUCUAUUGAUGAGGAGGUGGUGCCCGUGGUCCUUGGAAAAGAAGCUGUCUAUAGGUCAAUGUAUGGAAGAGAAAUUGACGCCAGAAACGAAGACGAAACAGAAGUUGCAACCUCUGAUGAACUCGACGAUCUUGCGUAUGAUGCACAAAAAGAUCUUGACGCGACAAUUCAUCGCAUAUCCGUUGCUUUUCGCUUGCUUGGACUGGAACAAGGAAAUCGUGGAUUGGAUCUUACCGAGGAAGGGGGAAUUCGCACAGUAGGGUCUUCGAUUGAUUUCGCGUUUCCCCCCGAGCUUUCGGACGCACUGCGUCGUCUAUACCACCUGCGACGUGGUCCUCUGCUGAGCCCCGGCCCGAUGCGAUCGGAUGACGAUCGGGCGCAGAUCCGAUCUCUUUUCCUUCGCUUACCCUUGGAGGAUUGUCUGUGCAUGUGUGCGCCCUCUUUGUGGCGCACGGAGGUUACUCCAGAGUGCAAGUCUGACUCUGUAGAGUGGAUCGCUGUUCCACCCGAAUCUCUAGCUUUAUGGGACAAAACGGCUAUUGUGGCAGACUGCUAUCAUAGUCUUUUCAUUUGGUUUGGGAGGGGGGUACCAGAGUCUUUCUUUGAUUCGAUUCGGCAGCAGGCGAGGACAUAUUUAUUGGAUCGUUCUGUUAUACGCUUUCCGAUGGCAGAGAUAUACACUGUUUCCGAGGGCGAAUCCAUGGAUCGUAGAUUCACUGCUCUUCUAGCUCCCUCGUACGGGGAUCCUGUCGACCAUCAAGUAGCAAAUUUUCCGGCGCUUGGUCAGUUGUCACCACAAGAGCUCGAAAGUCUUCGUUGUAAAUUCAGAUUUUACGACCCUACUUCAGACCCAAGUUUCCGAACGUGGUUCUGGGACGUUGCGAGCGCAACUAGCUCAAGUAAAGAGUUCGGUCUGUCGCUCUGCGAGUAAGGAACUUACUUAAGCCUAUUCACUUCCACACGUGAGGGUCCGAUAAGAAGAUCUCUUUUUGGUCUAGCAACAUUUUCCUCGCAAGUCGGCUCCCGUAGCUAAUGAUGGCUUUAUCUUUCCGCUCGUAAUGUAUGAGAGACCUUGCAGAUUUGGAGGUGCUUCGGCAAAAGCUAUUGCUGGACAGAAGCAACCGUUUUCUGAGGAGGUCAAAAUAUCGGAUGGCGCGGCAUCGUCCGAGAUCAUAUCC